CGCAAAGAGUCUUAUCCCAAAUUGAUGCUGCACAGAAAAAAUUGCAAGAUGUCUCCAUGAAGUUUCGAUUAUUCCAGAAACCAGCCAAUUUUGAACAGCGUCUACAGGAAAGUAAGAUGAUCUUAGAUGAAGUGAAGAUGCAUUUGCCUGCGUUGGAAACAAAGAGUGUUGAACAGGAAGUAGUGCAGUCACAGUUGAAUCACUGUGUGAACUUGUAUAAAAGUCUGAGUGAAGUGAAGUCUGAAGUGGAGAUGGUAAUAAAAACUGGACGUCAGAUUGUACAGAAAAAACAGACGGAAAACCCCAAAGAGCUUGAUGAAAGAGUAACAGCUUUGAAAUUGCAUUAUAAUGAGCUGGGUGCAAAGGUAACAGAAAGAAAGCAACAGUUGGAAAAAUGCUUGAAAUUGUCCCGUAAGAUGCGAAAGGAAAUGAAUGCCUUGACAGAAUGGCUGGCAGCUACAGAUAUGGAAUUGACAAAGAGAUCAGCAGUUGAAGGAGUGCCUAGUAAUUUGGAUUCCGAAGUUGCCUGGGGAAAGGCUACUCAGAAAGAGAUUGAGAAACAGAAAGUUCACCUGAAGAGUAUCACAGAUCUAGGAGAGGCCUUGAAAGCAGUUUUGGGCAAGAAGGAGACCUUAGUGGAAGACAAACUCAGUCUUCUGAAUAGUAACUGGAUAGCUGUUACUUCCCGAGCAGAAGAGUGGUUAAACCUCUUGUUGGAAUACCAGAAACACAUGGAAACCUUUGACCAGAAUGUGGAUCACAUCACAAAAUGGAUCAUUCAAGCUGAUACACUUUUGGAUGAAUCAGAGAAAAAGAAACCCCAGCAAAGAGAAGAUGUGCUUAAGCAUUUAAAGGCUGAAUUGAAUGACAUACGCCCAAAGGUGGACUCAACGCGUGACCAAGCAGCACACUUGAUGGCAAACCGUGGUGAUCACUGCAGGAAAGUAGUAGAACCCCAAAUCUCAGAGCUCAACCAUCGAUUUGCAGCCAUUUCUCACAGAAUUAAGACUGGAAAGGCCUCCAUUCCUUUGAAGGAAUUGGAGCAGUUUAACUCAGAUAUACAAAAAUUGCUUGAACCACUGGAGGCUGAAAUUCAGCAGGGGGUGAAUCUGAAAGAGGAAGACUUCAAUAAAGAUAUGAGUGAAGACAAUGAGGGUACUGUAAAAGAAUUGUUACAAAGAGGAGACAACUUACAACAAAGAAUCACAGAUGAGAGAAAGCGAGAGGAAAUAAAGAUAAAACAGCACCUGUUACAGACAAAACAUAAUGCUCUCAAGGAUUUGAGGUCUCAAAGAAGAAAAAAGGCUCUAGAAAUUUCUCAUCAGUGGUAUCAGUACAAGAGGCAGGCUGAUGAUCUCCUGAAAUGCUUGGAUGACAUUGAAAAAAAAUUAGCCAGCCUACCUGAACCCAGAGAUGAAAGGAAAAUAAAGGAAAUUGAUCGUGAAUUGCAGAAGAAGAAAGACGAGCUGAAUGCAGUGCGUAGGCAAGCUGAGGGCUUGUCUGAGGAUGGGGCCGCAAUGGCAGUGGAGCCAAUUCAGAUCCAGCUCAGCAAGCGCUGGCGGGAAAUUGAGAGCAAAUUUGCUCAGUUUCGAAGACUCAACUUUGCACAAAUUCGCACUGUCCGUGAAGAAACGGUGAUAGUGACGACUGAAGACAUGCCUUUGGAAAUCUCUUAUGUGCCUUCUACUUAUCUGACUGAGAUCACUUAUGCCUCACAAGCCCUAUCAGAAGUGGAACAGCUUCUCAGUGCUCCUGACCUCUGUGCUAAAGAUUUUGAAGAUCUCUUUAAACAAGAAGAGUCUCUAAAGAAUAUAAAAGACAAUCUGCAACAAAUCUCAGGUCGGAUUGACAUUAUUCAUAACAAGAAGAUGGCAGCAAUGCAAAGCGCCACACCUGUGGAAAAGGUGAAGCUACAGGAAGCUCUCUCACAGCUCGAUUUCCAAUGGGAAAAAGUUAACAAGAUAUACAAGGACCGACAAGGACAAUUUGACAGAUCUGUUGAAAAAUGGAGGCGUUUUCAUUAUGAUAUGAAGAUUUUUAACCAAUGGCUAACAGAAGCUGAACAGUUUCUCAAAAAGACACAAACUCCUGAGAGCUGGGAACACGCUAAAUACAAAUGGUAUCUUAAGGAACUCCAGGAUGGCAUCCGGCAGCGGCAAACUGUUGUAAGAACAUUGAACGCAACUGGGGAAGAAAUAAUUCAACAGUCCUCAAAAACCGAUGCUAAUAUUCUACAGGAGAAGUUGGGAGGCCUGAAUCUGCGGUGGCAGGAGGUCUGCAAACAGCUGGCAGAAAGAAAAAAGAGGCUAGAAGAACAAAAGAAUAUCUUGUCAGAAUUUCAAAGAGAUUUAAAUGAAUUUGUUUUAUGGUUGGAAGAAGCGGAUAACAUGGCUAGGAUUCCACUUGAACCUGGAAAUGAGCAGCAGCUAAAAGAAAAGCUUGAACACGUCAAGUUACUGGCAGAAGAGUUGCCCCUGCGCCAGGGAAUUCUAAAACAAUUAAAUGAAACCGGAGGAACAGUGCUUGUAAGUGCUCCCAUAAGCCCAGAAGAGCAAGAUAAACUUGAAAAUAAGCUCAAGCAGACAAAUCUCCAGUGGAUAAAGGUUUCCAAAACUUUACCCGAGAAACAAGGAGAAAUUGAGGCUCGCAUAAAAGACCUUGGGCAGCUUGAAGAGCAGUUAAAUCAUCUGCUUCUGUGGCUGUCUCCUAUUAGGAAUCAGUUGGAAAUUUACAACCAACCAAAUCAAACAGGACCAUUUGACAUUAAGGAAACUGAAGUAGCAGUUCGAGCUAAACAACCGGAUGUGGAAGGGAUUUUGUCUAAAGGGCAGCAUUUGUACAAGGAAAAACCAGCCACUCAGCCAGUAAAGAGGAAGUUAGAAGAUCUGAGCUCUGAGUGGAAGGCAGUGAACCAUCUGCUUCAAGAGCUGAAGGCAAAGCAGCCUGACCUAGCUCCUACUGUGGCCUCUCUUGGAGCCUCUCCUAGUCAGACUGUUACUCUGGUGACACAACCUGUGGUUACCAAGGAAACUGCCAUCUUCAAAGUAGAAAUGCCAUCUUCCUUGCUGUUGGAGGUACCUGCUCUGGCAGAUUUCAACCGAGCUUGGACAGAACUUACCGACUGGCUUUCUCUGCUCGAUCGAGUUCUAAAAUCACAGAGAGUAAUGGUGGGUGAUCUCGAAGACAUCAACGAGAUGAUCAUCAAGCAGAAGGCAACACUGCAGGAUUUGGAACAGAGGCGCCCCCAGUUGGAAGAACUCAUAACUGCUGCCCAGAAUUUGAAAAACAAGACCAGCAAUCAAGAGGCUAGAACAAUCAUUACUGAUCGAAUUGAAAGAAUUCAGAAUCAGUGGGAUGAAGUACAGGAGCAUCUUCAGAACCGGAGGCAACAGUUGAAUGAAAUGCUAAAGGAUUCAACACAAUGGCUGGAAGCUAAGGAGGAAGCUGAGCAGGUCAUAGGACAAGCUAGAGCCAAGCUUGAUUCAUGGAAGGAGGGUCCCUAUACAAUGGAUACAAUCCAAAAGAAAAUCACAGAAACCAAGCAGUUGGCCAAAGACAUCCGUCAGUGGCAGAUAAAUAUAGAUGUGGCAAAUGACUUGGCACUGAAACUUCUCCGGGAUUAUUCUGCAGAUGAUACCAGAAAAGUACACAUGAUAACAGAGAACAUCAAUGCCUCUUGGGGAAGCAUUCAUAAAAGAGUGAGUGAGCGAGAGGCUGCUUUGGAAGAAACUCAUAGAUUACUGCAACAGUUCCCCUUGGACCUGGAGAAGUUUCUUGCCUGGCUCACAGAAGCUGAAACAACUGCCAACGUCUUACAGGAUGCUACCCAUAAGGAGAGGCUUCUAGAAGACUCAAAGGGCGUAAGAGAGCUGAUGAAACAAUGGCAAGACCUCCAAGGAGAAAUUGAAGCUCACACAGAUAUCUAUCACAACCUGGAUGAAAACGGCCAAAAAAUCCUGAGAUCCCUGGAAGGUUCUGAUGAUGCCGUCCUGUUGCAAAGACGUUUGGAUAACAUGAACUUUAAGUGGAGUGAACUUCGGAAAAAGUCUCUCAACAUUAGGUCCCAUUUGGAAGCCAGUUCUGACCAGUGGAAGCGUCUCCACCUUUCUCUUCAGGAACUUCUGGUGUGGCUACAGCUGAAAGAUGAUGAAUUAAGCCGACAGGCACCAAUUGGAGGCGAUUUUCCAGCAGUUCAGAAGCAGAAUGAUGUACACAGGGCCUUCAAGAGGGAAUUGAAAACUAAAGAACCUGUAAUCAUGAGUACUCUUGAGACUGUACGAAUAUUUCUGACAGAGCAGCCUUUGGAAGGACUAGAGAAACUCUACCAGGAGCCCAGAGAGCUGCCUCCUGAGGAAAGAGCCCAGAAUGUCACUCGACUCCUGCGAAAACAGGCUGAGGAGGUCAACACUGAGUGGGAAAAAUUGAACCUGCACUCCACAGACUGGCAGAGGAAAAUAGAUGAAGCCCUAGAAAAACUCCAGGAACUUCAGGAGGCAACAGAUGAGCUAGAUCUCAAGCUACGCCAAGCUGAGGUGAUCAAGGGAGCCUGGCAGCCUGUGGGCGAUCUCCUCAUCGACUCUCUCCAAGAUCACCUCGAAAAAGUCAAGGCACUUCGAGGGGAAAUUGCACCUCUUAAAGAGAAUGUAAGCCACGUCAAUGACCUUGCUCGCCAGCUUACCACGCUGGGCAUUCAGCUCUCACCAUAUAACCUCAGUACUCUGGAAGACCUGAACACCAGGUGGAAACUUCUGCAGGUGGCUGUAGAGGACCGAGUCAGGCAGCUACAUGAAGCCCACAGGGACUUUGGCCCAGCGUCUCAGCACUUCCUUUCCACCUCUGUCCAGGGUCCCUGGGAGAGAGCCAUCUCACCAAACAAAGUGCCCUACUAUAUCAACCAUGAGACCCAAACAACUUGCUGGGACCAUCCCAAAAUGACAGAGCUCUACCAGUCUUUAGCUGACCUGAAUAAUGUCAGAUUCUCAGCUUAUAGGACUGCCAUGAAACUCCGAAGACUGCAAAAGGCCCUUUGCUUGGAUCUCUUGAGCCUGUCAGCUGCAUGUGAUGCCUUGGACCAGCACAACCUCAAGCAAAAUGACCAGCCCAUGGAUAUCCUGCAGAUCAUUAAUUGUCUGACCACUAUUUAUGAUCGCCUCGAGCAAGAGCACAACAAUUUGGUCAACGUCCCUCUCUGCGUAGAUAUGUGUCUCAACUGGCUGUUGAAUGUUUAUGACACGGGACGAACAGGGAGGAUCCGUGUCCUGUCUUUUAAAACUGGCAUCAUUUCUCUGUGUAAAGCACAUUUGGAAGACAAGUACAGAUACCUUUUCAAGCAAGUGGCAAGUUCAACAGGAUUUUGUGACCAGCGCAGAUUGGGCCUCCUCCUGCAUGAUUCUAUCCAAAUACCAAGGCAGCUGGGUGAAGUUGCAUCCUUUGGAGGCAGUAACAUUGAACCGAGUGUGAGGAGCUGCUUCCAAUUUGCUAACAAUAAGCCCGAGAUUGAAGCAGCCCUCUUCCUAGACUGGAUGAGACUGGAACCCCAGUCCAUGGUGUGGCUGCCCGUCCUGCACAGAGUGGCUGCUGCAGAAACUGCCAAGCAUCAGGCCAAGUGUAACAUCUGCAAGGAGUGUCCAAUCAUCGGAUUCAGGUACAGGAGUUUAAAGCACUUUAAUUAUGACAUUUUCCAAAGCUGCUUUUUCUCUGGUCGAGUUGCGAAAGGCCAUAAAAUGCACUAUCCCAUGGUGGAAUAUUGCACUCCGACUACAUCAGGAGAAGAUGUCCGUGACUUUGCCAAGGUACUAAAAAACAAAUUUCGAACCAAAAGGUAUUUUGCGAAGCAUCCCCGCAUGGGCUACCUGCCAGUACAGACUGUCUUAGAGGGGGACAACAUGGAAACUCCCGUUACUCUGAUCAACUUCUGGCCGGUAGAUUCUGCGCCUGCCUCGUCCCCUCAGCUUUCACACGAUGAUACUCAUUCACGCAUUGAACAUUAUGCUAGCAGGCUAGCAGAAAUGGAAAACAGCAAUGGAUCUUAUCUAAAUGAUAGCAUCUCUCCUAAUGAGAGCAUAGAUGAUGAACAUUUGUUAAUCCAGCAUUACUGCCAAAGUUUGAACCAGGACUCCCCCUUGAGCCAGCCUCGUAGUCCUGCCCAGAUCUUGAUUUCCUUAGAGAGUGAGGAAAGAGGGGAGCUAGAGAGAAUCCUAGCAGAUCUUGAGGAAGAAAACAGGAAUCUACAAGCUGAAUAUGAUCGUCUAAAGCAGCAGCAUGAACAUAAAGGCCUGUCCCCACUGCCGUCCCCUCCUGAAAUGAUGCCCACCUCUCCUCAGAGUCCUCGGGAUGCUGAGCUCAUUGCUGAGGCCAAGCUACUGCGUCAACACAAAGGCCGCCUGGAAGCCAGGAUGCAAAUCCUGGAAGACCAUAACAAACAGCUGGAGUCCCAGUUACACAGGCUAAGGCAGCUGCUGGAGCAACCCCAGGCAGAGGCCAAGGUGAAUGGUACAACGGUGUCUUCUCCUUCUACCUCUCUUCAGAGGUCAGACAGCAGUCAGCCCAUGCUGCUUCGAGUGGUUGGCAGUCAAACUUCAGAAUCCAUGGGUGAGGAAGAUCUUCUCAGUCCUCCCCAGGACACAAGCACAGGGUUAGAGGAGGUAAUGGAGCAACUCAACAACUCCUUCCCUAGUUCUAGAGGACACAAUGUAGGAAGCCUUUUCCACAUGGCAGAUGAUUUGGGCAGAGCGAUGGAGUCCUUAGUUUCAGUCAUGACAGAUGAAGAAGGGGCAGAAUAAAUGUUUUACAACUCCUGAUUCCCGCAUGGUUUUUAUAAUAUUCAUACAACAAAGAGGAUUAGACAGUAAGAGUUUACAAGAAAUAAAAUCUAUAUUUUUGUGAAGGGUAGUGGUACUAUACUGUAGAUUUCAGUAGUUUCUAAGUCUGUUAUUGUUUUGUUAACAAUGGCAGGUUUUACACGUCUAUGCAAUUGUACAAAAAAGUUAUAAGAAAACUACAUGUAAAAUCUUGAUAGCUAAAUAACUUGCCAUUUCUUUAUAUGAAACACAUUUUGGGUUGUUUAAAAAUUUAUAACAGUUAUAAAGGAAGAUUGUAAACUAAAGUGUGCUUUAUAAAAAAAAAAGUUGUUUAUAAAAACCCCUAAAAACAAACACAUAUACACACAAACAAACACACACACACACACACACACACACACAGACACACACACACAUACAAACACACACACAAACUUUGAGGCAGCGCAUUGUUUUGCAUCCUUUCAACGUGAUAUCCAUAUGAAGUUCAUGGCUUUUGUUUUCUUCUUGCAUAUGAAAAAAAUAGGACUUCCUCUAACACCACCAAAUGACUAUUUCACUUGUUCUUUUGGGAAUUGUUAGCUGAGUGGGGCUGGCUGUGUGUUUGCAUUUUAUACAUCUAUAUGUCUAUACAUAAAUACUAUAGGUAUAUAGAUAAAUAGACAUGAGUUUCUAUAGACCUUUUAAAUUUCUUCUUCAAAUGUUCCUGCUACUUCUAAUGGAAAGAAAUUGCUUCUAGUUAUCCAGGCUUACCUGCUUGGUCUAGAAUGAAUUUUCCCUGGAGCCUGAAGCCAGGAGGAAACUACCACACUAAAACAUUGUCUGGGGCUCCAGAUGUUUCUCAUUUUAAGCUUUCCACAGACAACUAGAAUAUUGAAUUUUUUUAAAGGAACAUGUGAAUGAAUACACAGGACUUACUAUAUCAGAGUAAUCCAUUGGCUGAUAUAGUCAGCUUCCGCCUCCUGCCACUGGCAAUGCCACGAUUUAGAUUUAAAUCUUAAUCAGUGGAAGGCAGAGCAUCCCAAGGCAUUUUUAACUCCCAGGGAGGAGGAGGACAAUGGUACGACUGGAAGGCUAUGGAUUACCAGCCAAUCCCUGCUAGGGAGCAAGCCACUUCUUGAAGAAAUGGACAAAUGUUUAUAACCACACAUAGAGGUUUCUAUAAUUACAACUAAAUGAUUCUGCCCUCUUCUCACAGUCAAACAGAUAUAGAUAGGCUUUAUAUUAUUUAGCUCCCCCCCCCCGUUGCAAUGAGUUUUUAAUUGUCACAAGACUUAAUUUUAAAAAACCCUCGGGAAAAUGUGUAAAGCCCCAAUUGCAUCAUGAUAGUGGUAAAUAUCUACCCAGAAGCCCAUGAACUGUGUUUCUGUCCUAUGCAU
Tupaia belangeri chinensis (Chinese tree shrew) is the source of this 8179-nucleotide messenger RNA. It is a transcript of the gene DMD, whose product is annotated as dystrophin. The transcript has 48 exons. Bases 57 to 6782 code for a protein of 2241 amino acids. Gene Ontology annotation, molecular function: zinc ion binding; protein binding. Gene Ontology annotation, cellular component: plasma membrane. The record is from RefSeq and is a predicted model, not a curated record. Lineage: Eukaryota; Metazoa; Chordata; Mammalia; Scandentia; Tupaiidae.